GAUUCUCUAACAGAAGGUUUGAUUUGAAAAGUAGAACCAUAGAAAUAGAAAUAGAAAGAGAAAAAUGAAAAGAACAAUAACUGUUUUGAAUACCAAAAUAAAUUCCAAUAUGUUGUGAUGGAUUAGAACAAAAUGGAAGAAUGCAUAUAGCUAAAGAAUUAAUUCAAGCUUUGAAUAUGAAUAGAUUAGUUGAUACAGGAUGAAUAUUUAUAUUUUUGGAGGCUAAUUGAUUUGCGCUACUUAAUAAUAAUAAAAUGGGGAAAAUUUCUAAAUUAAAUAAAAAAUGGAGGUUGAUAUUUCAGAGUAGUAUGGAAGAUUGUAGGAAUGAA
Molecule: messenger RNA, 329 nt
Organism: Paramecium sonneborni
Lineage: Eukaryota; Ciliophora; Oligohymenophorea; Peniculida; Parameciidae
Source: the annotation of a GenBank genome assembly